GCCCUGCCACGUAAUUAGGGCUCCUCAACCCUCUGUCCUUCAGAACCGAGUCUCAUUUACUCUCCCGCAGCCGAACAGGGCGGACUGAGACCCGGAGAGAAAGUGUGUGUUCUGUGUAUGUUGUGUGGCGCGUGUGUGUGUGUGUUGGCAUGUGUAUGUGGGUUGGAAAACGUAGAGAUCAUCAUCAUCAUCAUCAGAGCUGGUGUUUACUCCACCAAAACUUUGCAGCAGAUGCUGAAGAACUUCGGAGCGCUGGAGACCUGGAGAAGCGCUUUCACUUUAUCCAAACGGAUUUCUGACUUCGGAUCUGGCAGAAAGAGUGAAGAUACAUCAGAGAAAUAGAUCGUAACAGAAGAAGAAGAAGAAGGAGAAGAAGAAGAAGAAGGAGAAGAAGAGCGCAGUUCACGCUUGUUGCGGCGCGCUCCCGGAAAGCCGCCGCCGUUUGAGAAGUCAUGACUUCUGGCUAUGCAGCGCAUGUGAUGGACAGAGCGAUCACCGCGGCCAACCUGGACCAUUUCCACGCCAAGAAGAACUUCUCCGUGAGCCACCUGCUGGACCUGGAAGACGCGCGGGAGAUGGCCGGAGCUCAGGCCGAGGAGAGCAGCGCUGAGGCGGGCACAGGAAGCCUGGAGUCUCCGGGGCUCACCAGCGGCAGCGACACUGCACAGCAAGAUAACGAGCAGCUAAACACAGAGGAGAAGAAGAAGAGGAAGCAGAGGAGAAACAGGACCACGUUUAACAGCAGUCAGCUGCAGGCGCUGGAGCGGGUGUUUGAGAGGACGCAUUACCCAGAUGCCUUCGUCAGGGAGGACCUGGCACGCAGGGUUAAUCUCACCGAGGCUCGCGUACAGGUGUGGUUUCAGAACAGAAGGGCUAAGUUCAGACGUAACGAGCGAGCGCUGCUGGCAAAUAAAAAUGCCUCGCUGCUCAAAUCCUACUCCGGAGACAUGACAUCCGUGGAGCAGCCGAUCGUACCACGGCCGGCUCCGAGGCCAAGCGAGUACCUGUCCUGGGGAAGCUCACCUCCAUACAGCGCCAUGGCCUCCUACUCACCAUCAUGUGCCAACAACACAACGCAGGGCGUGAACAUGGCCAACAGCAUCGCCAACCUGAGGCUGAAGGCCAAGGAGUACAGCAUGAACCAGGUGCCAACCGUCAACUGAGAGAGGAAAGGAAACGAACUAUGAACGAUGGAGCAAUGUGGCACCAAUCUGCCACCAUCCUCAACAAAGACCUUUCACACAAACACUUUCUCUGUGUGGAACUCCGAGGCUGGGAAGGAAAACAUGUUUAAAGAAAACUUCUAAAAGUGCUGGUUGACGUCAAUGGCGGUAUAUUUCUUUUUUUUUUUGGCAAAGAAACCUCGACUAGACCCCACUCUGGAAAAAUGUGAAAUGGAAAUUGUGUUUUGACGCUUGCUAUGGCCAUCGCUACUCCAGACGGAAACCUUACUCUAGAGUUCUGGAGCCUGAAGCAGCUUCAUGGAUGAACUUUUUGGAAUGUAGCAAUGCAAAUCGUAUGAACAUUCAAAGGAGAGCUUUCAGGACUUUCCCUUGAUUUCUCCUGGGAUGUAAUCAAAACCAAAGCUUGGACCUUUUUAAAAAAAAAAAAAAAAAGAAAGAAUAAUAUACCUUUUGUAGUGAAUAUAUUAAGUUUUCACAUUUAUUUUUGGGGUUUAUGUGACUGACAUGCAUUUUAUAAGUAUGUCAGAACAUGCAUUGUUCUCCACAAACACACACAUGCAGUGUAACACCACAAGCUACACACAUUGUACACACAUGAAUAUACACAACACUUUGCCAACUUGGAUAUGUUUGUAUUAAAAAUAAAAAACACUAGGCUUGAAAGUUUGACCAAUCAGAGGUCUUGCUUAAAUAUUUAGCAUACAUAUGCAUUUGUACGAGGUGUUUGGCACCAAGUCUGUGAGGGGGGCGUGGCUUCUAUGUGGUUCAAGCGCUGGCCUUAUCUAAUGUUGCCUAAAUGGAUUACUUCUCUUUUAAGGCUCACCUUGUUUUCUGUACUUCAAUUUUGAAUUAGGUGAGCGGGGAGAGAGGAGCAAGGCGUGGCCAGAAUAGAAGGCAUGUCAUGCACAUGCUACAUGAUUAUCCAUUCAUAUAUAUCUUUUAAUUUAACUCAGAAUUUGUGGGUGUCAGUUUUGGGGGAAAGAGGCCUGUUUGUCAGUCUAUAAAGAGGUGUGGCCUGUGUGUGUUAGUCUACAAGGAGGCGUGGCCUGAUUGUCGAGCAGGCGUGGCAUGUGUUUUAAUCUGUGAGGGGGCGUAGCCUGUGUGUGUUAGUCUAUAAAGAGGCGUAGCCUGUCAGCCUAUAAGCAGGCAUGGCCUGUUUGUCAGCAUACGAGGAGGCGUGGCCUGAUUGUCAGUCUAUGAGAGGCGUGGCUUGUGUGUCUGAAUCAAUAAGUGGGUAUGGGUCAUUCAAAAAGUAGGUGUGUUCUCUGUAUACAGAGUUCAGUAUUGUAUAUUUUCUUUGCAUUAUAAUCACAGCGUUUGCUAGAAAGUUUUUUCUUUACGAUUUUUCUAUGACAAAUUUUCGUUCAUAUUUUGAGUUGCUUUCAACUUUCAAUGUUGUAUAAUGGCCAUUUGUUUGCUCCCGCUUUGCUUUGUUUAAAAGAAAUGAAGCAAAAAGUUAAAAACAAAGAGAAAGCAGAGUAUGUAAAUACAUUCUUGGUUAAGUAGGCAUGGCCUGUGUGCCUGUCAGUCUCAGUCCAGUAAAAGAAAGUGUGGACGGUGUGCCUCUCAGGUCCAGUGAAGGAGGAAUGGCUUGUGCUUGUCAAUCGCAAUCCAAGUGAAGGAGUCAUGGCCUCUGUGCCCCUCAGCCUUAAUGACACCCUGUCAGUCACAGCUCAGUCAAAAUAAACAAAUAUUUCAUUUAAAUGUAUCUUCAUUAUGGAUCACUGACCACGUUAUAUAUCUAUAGUGUAUAAUGCAAUAAAUAUGCACCUCCUCCUGAAUUAACAUGGUACAUGGUGUGGCUCAUACAUACGAAUUCAAUACAAAUCAUGCAGUGUGUGUGUGUGUGUGUGUGUGUGUGUGUGUGUGUGUGUGUGUGUGUAAAAGUGAGGCCUUUACCUUUGCCUUUUCCUAUUUUGUAUAUGGCCUGAGUAUAUCCGAACCUGUAAUAUUCUUAUGCAAUAAAACAUCUGCGAGCUGCAUAA
Messenger RNA from Silurus meridionalis, 3169 nucleotides. Its product is annotated as paired mesoderm homeobox protein 1-like. NCBI's taxonomy places the organism in Eukaryota, Metazoa, Chordata, Actinopteri, Siluriformes, Siluridae. Gene Ontology annotation, molecular function: DNA binding; DNA-binding transcription factor activity, RNA polymerase II-specific. The record is from RefSeq and is a predicted model, not a curated record. The coding region runs from base 453 to 1163 and encodes 236 amino acids. The transcript is spliced from 4 exons. Gene Ontology annotation, biological process: regulation of DNA-templated transcription.